UUUGCGAUAAACAGCUGAUCGCAAACAACUGCGGACGUCGUGCUUACUGUACAUUUCGUAGCGUUUUACAACUUUCAAGACUGCGACCGAACUUGCUGUAUAAUUUGGUUGCUGUAUGUUAUUGCUGUAGCUGUAGUACUGUGGACUGCUCUCCUGAAAAACCACCUCAUACAAGUUAUUGGUUGACCUUUGGCCUGUUGGUGAGAAGAAGGUAAAGAGAAAACAUGAUGAAGUCUGUUCAUUUGCUGUCAUUACUGGCAUCUUUUGCCCUUUGUGUUGGAGGUCGAGCGGUGUCCUAUGAGACUGGAAAGACAUACCGCUACAACUAUGCCACCGAUGUAGAAAUCAGUGAUCCCAGCUCGGGAGAGGACUGGAGCAGCGAUGGAUCCAAAGUGGGCUUCAAGCUGUCAUCAGUUGUCGACUUGGCUGUCGUCUGGCAAAACCCCCAAGAUGCUUAUGAAAAGAUCUGGAAAUUGACAUUUGCAGACUCAAAACUGCAGACUCCUGGAGGGAGAACGGACGAGACGGACACGUUCAAAGCGGCACCUAACGUUCAAAUUAUUGGCGGGCAGCCUCUGUACGUCGUCACCAAGGCAGGGAAGGUAGGGUCCGUCUACGGCUCCACCAGUGACACGCCCUCCUCCCUCAACAUGAAGAAGGGUGUGGCUAGCCUGUUCCAGUUCCAGUCCAACGAGGGCACUGUCACAGAGGUUGAUGCAUCUGGUGAGUGCCUGGUCAGGUACUCCUCAAACAAUGGUAAGAUCACCAAGUCAAAGGACAUAGCCAGCUGCACCAGCCCCAGCUCUGUCAACGACUUCCAGCACCCCAGACACAUCCUUGGUGUGAACGUCCAAUCAGAGUGCUCGACAGUAUAUACCCUGUCUGAUGAUGGCUCCGUUGUCCAAUCAGCAGAGGGAACAGAAAGCUAUGGGAUCAGUGUGAGCAUUAGGGAUACCAUAGCAUCAUCUGUAAAGUCGAGACAAUCCCUGGUACUGCAGGGUUCCAGCGACGGUGCCACGCCUCUCCAAGGUGCUACCGUAGAGGGCGCUAUUCAGAGUGCAGGCAGCUUCCUUGUGCAGUCCCUAGCCCAGGACAUGGUUGAUCAACAGUGCACAGAAAACUGUCAGGCGGCGGCAGAUGUGGUAGAGAAGUAUAGGAACUCCAUCAAAUCAGAAUUCUUGGCCAAGACAAAGUCUUCCUCAGCGUUCCUGCAGAUCCUUGAAGCUUUCCGCCAGGCUGGCAAAGAGACCAUUGUUGAUAUUGUCAAUAGUGGUGCCAAUGAAGAAAUCAGGGCUCAACUGCUAGACAUUGUAGCCGCUACUCAGACAAGCGCAUCUUGGGAAGCAGCCUUAGAACUCCUGGACUUCAGCAACGACGACCAAGCUGAAACUAUUGAGAAAUUCUUGGUCAAUGCAGCCUUUAACAGUCAUCCAACUGAAGCAAAGAUUCAGAAGAUUUUUGACUUGAUCCAGGGCAAGCAGGUGACCAACGAAAAUGUCCAGAAGACUCUGGCCUUAUCCUUGGGUUCUACGGUCAAGAUUUAUUGCUCAAUCAGUGAGGAGCAGUGUAGCUCACAGGUUGUGAAGGAUGUUUUGGAGCAUUUUACAAGUGGGCUUAUUUCUGACAACCGUGAUACGCGCCUGGUAGCCCUCUAUGCUCUCAAGAAUGUCGCCCGACCCUCGACGAUGCCAGCUAUCUUGGCCUUGGCUAAAGACGAUGAGGACAUGGAUCUGAUUGAAAUCGCUACUGACGCCAUGUCUCAGUUUGAUGAAGAAUGCUUUACCCCAGCGAUAAACAGAGGUCUGAACUCAAUCUACCACCAAAACGAUCGCCGUUAUGCCAACGUGGUAAGAGUAGCGGCCGCCACCCUGAUCCUUGGAAAGAACCCUUCUCUUCAAGAUGUCAUCAAUAUAGCUAUCUCUAUAACCUGUCAGGAUUCUCAUGAGUUCGCUAAGUUUGUAUUCGCUAAGAUGAUGCUACUGAGCAAAGAGGAUACUCAAGCAGCUGCUGUGAUAAAUGAGGCCCUCGCUGACACGAUGGUGUACAACUAUGCUACGGUUCGAUCUGGUGGAUUCUCGAAUGCGUACAGAAGUUUUUUGGCAGAAAUGGACACAACCACAGCACCCUUUGAACUAGACAUGCAGAUGACCGGAUCUGGCCUGCUCAGAAAGAGUACUUUUGAUGUUGGUAUUGAUGCUGCUAAUGAUUCACUGACCUUGAUGGAGGUCUUGAUCUUCUCCCGAGGUCUCGAGAGUUUCUUUGGAGAGGAUACCGGCGAUGAAGGAGAAGCGACGGCAGGUAUCGCCGUUCAGCUCCUUGGCGUUACACUUCGUCCAAUCGUCUUCUUCUCCGGGUCAGGUGACCUGAUGAGCAUGGCGUGGAGCUUAGGCUCCUCCUCCUCUGACGACUCAGGCUACUCUGCCGUCGCAGGUCUCAUCCUUCUCCAAGACCAUGCUCAGAGUAUCUCUCUACAAUCCGGGCUGGAGGUCGAAGCCAAUCUCCAGGGUGGUCUAUCAAUUGACGUUGGGGGCGCUCUUGACUUCAGCCUUUGGCAUAGAACAUCAACAACGACAGUCUACAACAGCGGUGCUCUGUCGAUACGAGGCUCGACACGUUUAGUUAGUCCGUUCUUGAACGCCGGUAUAAGCUAUGGAGCCGAUGCGUCGGGCCACAUCGACUUCAUCACAACCGUCAAGUUCUCUUCUCUACCUCCAUCUUUCUGCUUGCAGAUGAUGCAAGAACCUCUAUCAUACAAGCAAUUUGUCAAUAAAUUUGAGCAGCUGGAGAAAUCACCAAAGAAGUUUGAUGUCUCGUAUUCCCGUAAGACGAAGGUUCUCCCGUCAUCGUUCAAACUCUUCAACGAGAACUCACCGAUGUGUCAUGAAAUGUUCGGCAAAGAAGAGGAAGAAGCCUCAUCAAGUUGGUGGUAAAGACUAGGUCACUUUCUGUUCUGUCAAUUUUGAUAUGUUUGUACUAAAGAGGAUAAUAUUUUGAUGCAUGUCAAUCAAAUUUGGUGCCUUAAGAAGGUAGAACUGCCCAAGCGUUUCCAAUAUUUUCAGACAAAUGGAAGCAUAUCUUGAAAAUUACAAUGGGUUUCCUUAGGCAGGUAGAAAUGCCCAAAUGUUUCUAAUAUUUUCAGACAAAUAUAUCUUUGACAUCGCAAUGUGUUUUGCGUUAUGAUAAGUUUGAGUUUCAUGGGAUGAUGUUUGAUUCAAGGUGAACAAUAAGACAAAGCACUACAUUGUAUGAUGCACAACUUGUUUCAAAACAGCAUAUUAGUGAUACAAGGGUUAAUAUUUGUUUGCAAUUUACUCUAAAAUCUUUGAAAGAAACCAAAGGAACAUACUGCAUAUGAUGAGUUUAUUUGAUUGGAUUUUUUUUCUUCUUCAUUAUUCAUUUUUCUCUUUGCAAUGCCAAUUUAAAUCGUUUGUUUGCACUAUCAAGUAUUGUGAUAAUCAGUUAAUUGUUUAUCUGUGUUAAUUUGAGAGAUAUGAGAUGUUAUUUAUGCAUAAAAUAUGUAGAGUGUGAAAGGAAUGUACUUGAUUAUUACCUAUACAAGGCAUUUAAGCCGCUGAAUAAAAAGUCGUAUUUUGCACGCUGCUCCGAACAUGAAACCGGAGCGUGAAUGUUUGCCAUAUUGCCCUCUUCGAUUUUCCUCCGUAGACCACUGUACUAAACUAGAGGGCAAUAUUGAGCCACAUUCCACUCUUUCUUAUCAGUGCGCUUUACACGCAGUAUCGUGUAGGCGUUUAAGUGUACGCGCGGUAACAAUCAGAUGGACCGGCAAACAGACGGGAAUAAAAUAAUUUGUUAAAAAAUGCCUUGUUUAGGUAAUAAUAAAUAUAUGGACAGGGCUUCUUUCGGGGUACAUCAGAAAUAUUGACUCGGGGCAAUAUGAUCUUAGCGUGGUCAAUAUUUCUGAUAUACCCCUCAAACCCAUUCAUUUAUUAUCAUAUGAUAUUUGUUUUGUAAUAAUGCACAUAAUUGUAGGUAGAUAGAUAAUUGCAUAUUUACAUUUAGGUAGAAUAUUAAUUCUGAAAUGUCUUGACAACAUUUUCAAGAAAUUGGAAAGAGAACAUGUUUUCACAAAACUUUAAUUGGGGCUAUUUACAGUACGAGUACCAUACAUGAAAGUGAGAUGAUGUCAAAGUUGAUAAACAUGUAAGGCAAUGGAAAUUGCAUAAUCAGUAUUAUGAUUCUAAUAGCUGGUAAUUGGACAUUUAAGUUGUGUGUGGAUGAUUUGUAUGUGAUUUAACACUACAGUGUACUUAGAAGAGUGCCUUCGUGUAAAGGUUUCGGGAGGGAAAGUGUUAACGAUUUCAUGUACAUGUAUGUCAUCUGUUCUAAUGGCAAAAUGAUUCAGGGGCAUCUAAAAAGUUGGACAAGUCUAUGUGUGUGAAAAUUAUAGUCUCUCUUGUACAUUUUCAAACAGAUAUUUAGUAAC
Messenger RNA from Strongylocentrotus purpuratus (purple sea urchin), 4444 nucleotides. It is a transcript of the gene mttp, whose product is annotated as microsomal triglyceride transfer protein large subunit. The record is from RefSeq and is a predicted model, not a curated record. Gene Ontology annotation, cellular component: basolateral plasma membrane; endoplasmic reticulum; Golgi apparatus. Gene Ontology annotation, molecular function: lipid binding. The transcript is spliced from 17 exons. Gene Ontology annotation, biological process: lipoprotein metabolic process; lipid transport. Lineage: Eukaryota; Metazoa; Echinodermata; Echinoidea; Camarodonta; Strongylocentrotidae. The coding region runs from base 225 to 2930 and encodes 901 amino acids.